This is a messenger RNA of Phragmites australis (common reed), 669 nucleotides long. RefSeq lists its product as uncharacterized. NCBI's taxonomy places the organism in Eukaryota, Viridiplantae, Streptophyta, Magnoliopsida, Poales, Poaceae. The coding region runs from base 3 to 503 and encodes 166 amino acids. The record is from RefSeq and is a predicted model, not a curated record. The transcript has 3 exons.
UGAUGCAGGGAUCACACCAUGCCAUGAUAGUGCUUCGCAGACUAGAACAAAAGUUUGAUGACGGCAUGAAAAUAAUUCAACAAGUUCAACAAACAUGUGAAUCAACAGCAAGACGAUCUGAAUUGACGCACAGACUAUUGACUACAUUCAUAAAAGAUUUUAUGGUUGACACACAACAUGAGACAGCCAACACCGACAAGCAACCUGCGCUGGACACGUUCGCAGACGAUAAAUUUGGUCUUAAUCAAAACAAAGCACACGGGAAGAAAACUGACAACAAAUCAUCGCAAACAAAGGCUACUCGCAAAAGAAAGAAACAGCCAGCAGAACCACACGGUGCAAAUCGAUUAAGGUCUCCAUCAAAAAGGCAACAUAAACCAAUACAUGACAAGGACGGUGACUUUAUUUACUAUGGCAAGAACAAGCCAACGCAGCCACUAUACAUGCCAACAAGUAUUACCAGGUUCAAUUAUAUUAAUUCCCAACAUAUGUUCAAAAUCUAACUGUUUCCCAACCUUGCAGUUGCUGAUUUUAAGUGUACCGAACAAGAUGCUCCAACUAUUGAAUACAUCAAGUCCGCACCAAUAAAGAAAAAAAUGGUGCAUAUCAACGAUAUCGUCAUAACAAAAGAAACUAUGGAAAUUCUUAUUGAACCUGGAAGAUGGCUCA